UCCCCCUCGAGGGAUCAUUUUCAUUGCACCAACCACUCGCUGCAACCGUGCGCUUCUCCGUACUGGCAAUGAGCGGGAGAAGCUCAGUUCCACUUCGCGCUCUCUUCUGCCUCGCCCUCCUCCUGAAGGCGUCCUCGCAUCCAACCUCUAAAUUUAGUUCGUUCCGCUCUUAUGGGCUCAGCCCUUUCCGGACGGCGGAGAGCCUCAUCAGAAACCUCAACCUCGUUCCGGCGAUGCCGGAAAUCGAUGGAGAAGAGGGCUUCGACAAUGAUCCAUUGCAGCCCCGCCUCGUGGAGCGUAAGUUGAAUUUCGACAUACUGGGAGACGCCGGAUCUACGGUUCCUGUGGAGCAGCUAGGGCAUCACGCCGGUUACUACCGUCUGAAUCGCACUCAUGCUGCCAAAAUGUUCUAUUUUUUCUUUGAAUCUAGAGGCGAGAGCAGCGCUCCUGUCGUUGUUUGGCUGACUGGAGGUCCUGGAUGCAGCAGUGAAUUAGCCCUUUUUUACGAAAAUGGUCCUUUCAAGAUUGCUAAUAACUUGUCUCUUAUCUGGACUGAUUAUGGAUGGGACAAGGCAUCAAAUCUUAUAUAUGUUGACCAACCCACCGGUACUGGAUUUAGCUAUAGCACGGAUGUACGAGAUAUUCGCUUUGGUGAGAGGGGCAUAAGUGAUGAUUUAUAUGAUUUUUUACAGGCUUUUUUUCAAGAACAUUCGGGCUAUUUGAAGAAUGAGUUAUAUAUUAUUGGAGAGUCUUAUGCAGGGCAUUAUAUUCCUGCUGCCACUGAGAGAGUUCAUAGAGGUAACAGAGAGAAACAUGGUCUUCACUUGAAUUUAAAGGGUUUUGCAAUUGGUAAUGGCCUAACAAAUCCUGGAAUACAGUACAGUGCAUAUGCUGAUUAUGCAUACAGCAUGGGUAUAAUUGGAGAGAAAGCAUACAAGGGAAUUUCUAAAAUAUAUCCUGUUUGUGAGCUUACAGCCAAACUUUGCGGUGUUCAUGGAAUCAUUACAUGCAUUGCUUCCUUGGUGGUUUGCAACUCUAUCUUCGACUCAAUUUUGCUUUUUGCAGGAGAUAUCAACUAUUAUGAUAUUCGGAAAAAAUGCCAAGGAAGCCUUUGUUAUGAUUUUUCCAACUUGGAAAAGUUUUUAAACCAGAAAUCUGUUAAGAAUGCUCUUGGCGUUGGUGACCGGAAAUUUGUUCCUUGUAAUCCUCUUGUUUAUGAGGCUUUGCUUACUGAUUGGAUGAAGAAUUUUGAAGAAAUAAUUCCUGCUUUGAUUGAAGAUGGUAUCAGGCUUCUAGUUUAUGCUGGCGAAUAUGACCUUAUAUGCAACUGGCUUGGGAAUUAUAGAUGGGUUGGUUCAAUGAAAUGGACUGGUAAUCCAAACUUCUCUGUAGCUCCCUUUGUACCAUUUAUUGUUGAUCACCAGGAAGCGGGGCUGUUGAAGUCAUCUGGACCUCUAAGUUUCCUCAAGAUUCUUAAUGCGGGACACAUGGUUCCAAUGGACCAGCCCAAGGCAGCCCUGGAGAUGUUGAAGAGGUGGACCCAAGGGAAGCUUGUAGAGGAACACAGCUCUUAUGCUUCUGAUGAGAUGUAGCUUUAUACUAUAUAUAUAUU
Phalaenopsis equestris is the source of this 1612-nucleotide messenger RNA. RefSeq names its product serine carboxypeptidase-like. The record is from RefSeq and is a predicted model, not a curated record. Gene Ontology annotation, biological process: proteolysis. Gene Ontology annotation, cellular component: vacuole. NCBI's taxonomy places the organism in Eukaryota, Viridiplantae, Streptophyta, Magnoliopsida, Asparagales, Orchidaceae. Gene Ontology annotation, molecular function: serine-type carboxypeptidase activity. The transcript has 9 exons. Bases 69 to 1592 code for a protein of 507 amino acids.